AGUUCAAGAAAUUGGGGGCUUUGAGGGAUUGAGCUACAUCUUCCGGUAUUUACAUUUACAAAAAAAAAAAAAAAUAUCGCACUUUGGAAAUCGUACAUUCCAGAGUCGCGCAACCCUGCUGAGGAAGUGUAGUGAAAACAUGAAAGCUCUUCUGCACAAGGCGGCUCUUCUCAGAUGGCGAUGAGGCACAUCGUUCCCUGCCUUACGGGUGUUCGCGGACACUUCAGAAGACCGACGUCAUCACUCCCGUCGUGCGGGGAGAGGUGAUAAGUUCCACUGAUCGAGAUGGUGAAACGGUCCAGAUACAAUAGAGCGCGCGCAAGUGGAGUGGCCGAAAGCGCCUAAGAUAUGAGGGUUCUCCGCCCCCUCUCCCAGACUCGAACACCGGAGCGACCGGAGACACUUGCCGCAGAUCGCAGACGAGAUUCGCGCGCGGCUUGAACUGUCCUCGGAGUGCGGACGUCCAAAGGUGUACCACCUCGCAGCGAUUGCUGGCCCAGCAAGGCGACGAUAUUUGCCGCUUCUUUGGACGCUCCAGUAAACACGAUCAAUAUGAAGACUACAAAAACGCGGGAAAACUUCGGUGGCUGGAUCCUACCGGAGGAGCAGAUGGACAAGCUCCGGAAGACUCCGUACCACUACAACGCCAGUGCAGGGUCCAUCCUUGAACUGCUUUUCUUGCAGAGGUUCUGGACGUGGUGCCACCGGUUUGUGCCGGCCCGGACGGCGCCAUGUGUCCUCACCUGCUUGGGACUCGGCAUCAACGUGGGCUGCUGCCUCCUGCUGCUCAGCUACAGCAGCGACCUCUGCUCCGAGGCUCCCUGGUGGACAUUCGCGCUGUGUGCGCUGUCUUUGUUUCUGUACCAACUGCUGGAUGCACUGGAUGGCAAGCAGUCUCUAAGGGUGCAGAACACGGCCCUCGAGGAGGUCUAUGACCACGGCUGCGAUGCCCUCUCCACGUUCUUCGUGACAAUGUCGAUGGCCAUUGCCACGCGGCUCGGCGACUCUCCUCUCUGCCUGGUGACCCUCUUCUUCCUCUCUAUGGUUGCAUUCUACUCCAGCCAUUGGCAGAAAUAUGUGACCGACGUCAUGGUCUUCGGCAUGGUCGAUGUGUCCGAGUGCCAGAUUGCCAUGGUUGUUGCACAUCUAGUCACAGCAAUCUAUGGACAGGACCUCUGGAAGACCACGGUGAAAUUUGAGCUGCGUGAAAUUAUGAUGGCUGCAACCGUCUGCUCCAUGGCUCUUGCUAUUUUUGGCAACGCCCGGAUAGUGUUUGGUGGCAAAACUCCCAUCGACCACUACGUCAAACUGCCGCGCAGAAAGGAGCGCCUCUUACAUCCCCUAGUCCCUCUGGCAGGACUGACGGGUUGCCUGUGGCUUUGCUUUGGAGGUGGUCUCAUGGAAAGCCACCCAGUUAUGUUCCUAGUCACGUUUGGUUUCGCCUUUGCCAAGCUCACUAUCCGCCUUGUGCUGACGACGGUGUCCUUCGGAGAAGUGGACCUGUGGGACAGCAGCCUGGUGGCUCCCCUCUUCCUCUGCCUCCACCUCUUGCUCAGUGCCACAUCCAUGUCCUUGCCGGAGUCAUCGGCGCUGAUGGGUUCAAUGGUUUACAGCGUGAUGGACUUUGCGCGUUUCUUCACCUACGCGAGCUGGGACAUCCGAGACGCGCUGGAUGUCUGGAUCUUUUCCGUCAAGUACCCCGUGGGGGACCCCCGUUGCAAGAACGGCAACAACGGGCUCUACCUCAACGGACUGAACAACGACGAGCUGCUCAAGAAGGCACGCCUCGACGCUCUCAACGGUGCAAAGAAGUCACUUCUCAAGAUCAAACAAAACGGACAAAAACUGGGGCUUUCUAAGGCGCUGGCCGGUUGCCGGAAGGUUAAGAAGUGCCUUAAUUAAGCCGCAUCAUGCCCGCAAAAGGCCACACUCCUGCCGACGUAAAUGAGAUAUUCCGAUGUCAACGUCUUAGGGACGUCCUUUGAACGUCAAUUGGCGGCUUGCCAUUAUCUGUACGUUCAAUAGAAACCAUUGGGAUCUCAAUAUCCCGCUGAUUUGGUAUGAACAUUAGUGGGAUGUCGGAAUGUUUUGGCGACGUAUAAAUGUAGAAGGAAUGUCUCAGCGCUGAUAGAUUUUUCAUCGAUACCGAAGGGACUGUGAACAAUCCAGGAUAUUCUAAGAACCUUCACUCAUAUUUCCGUGUUCACAAAUUGUGCCAUACCUUCCUACGUCAUUACAGCAGCCUCAGAGGGUAAGAGAUUUCUGCUAAUCAGUGUUGCCGAAUGCAGUCCUGUAUUGGAAUUCGUACCUUAUCAGGUCUUUUAUGCUAGUAUUGUGUCAUCAACAUCUAUGUCCCAAAAAAUGAAGCCAGAAUAUCAGGAACAACAGAAACAAACGGGCAAUGCGCUAUGCAUGUGUUGUCCCUCUGAAUGAGGGAUAUGCCAAAUAUAUAUCUGUAUAAUCUAUGGAGGUCUUUAACGAACCUGGUAUUGUUUUAAAUAUUCCAAGCGUGAGACAGGAUUCUAUGCCGUGUGCUGCAAACAUUUCACUAUUUGGUAUGAACAUCAGAACAUGUUCGGCGAGUAUAAUGUAGAUGUCACCAUUCAAAUCGAAUGAAGCUUAUGUAUCUAACCUUGGGUUGAAGAAAUGUUUGCUACAUAUAUUAAAAGUUGUGCGGGGUCAUUGCUAACAUCUACAGUGCGAGUUUUCCUAUUCUUAUUGAGGUCACUGAGGCACUUGUGUGGAACGUUUUGGUCUUGAAGCAAUAAUUUUGUCUAGAGUUGAACAUUUCUUAGCCUGGAAUGGCCAUUUUCCAAAUAGUUAUUAGUACUUUUUAAAAUAAGCUAUAGAACCAUUCAACACCUUAUUAGUCGAGACCGUUAAAGAUAUUGUGUAAGAAGUUUUUUUUAUGUUCAGAAUAUACUCAAAAUGAAACAGUCACCAAGGGAACUUUAUGUGCCAUAAGAUAGAAUAUUUUUUCAAUCACCUGCAAGUUGCUGGUGUACAUUUUUGCGGCUCCUAUAAAGGUGUUAAUGUUUUACACUUGUGUUUUAUGUUUCCGUGGUAUGAUACGCCAUUGUCUGUAUGAACGUUGCAGCAUGCUGUUUUUUUAAACGCUGGGUCAUCAAUGAAUAUUUUUAGGGUAAACCCAUGUAAAUAAUGUUGUCUGAGUUACUAUGCGCAUUUAGUUGAAUCUGUAGUAUUGUUGUUUAGUUAUAAGGAAUGGGUACAGACCUGAAUAUACAAUAUACGCCGUAACGAGGGAAUUGUCAUUUCAAGCAUUGUAUAAUGUUUGUAUAGUAUACAGCCUCAGUAACUUGUGAUAUCAUUGCACAUCAUUGGAAUACGCUGUUGUGCAAACUAAUUUAUUGAGUUUGUGUGUGAUGAGAUAUAGAUAUAGCAUAAGAACUUUAUAAAAUCUUAUUAUGGAAGAUUCUGCCUGAUUCUACAGGCAGUCCUAGAGCAUCAUAUUUAAAAGAAAAUACACUUUUUGUUUAAAGUUUUAGCUGAUAUAAAACUGUUGCGUCUCGAUGUUUUGAUUAACCAAGACUAUUUUAGACUUUAAAAAAACAGUUAGUGUCCAAUAAGCAUACGCCAUACAAGACGGGCUUCGAAGAAUGACAUGUAUAGUUUAACGAAAGGUUGCGCACGUCUAUAUAAUUAAAAAUGCUUUAGGCACGACAUUUCUAAGAGGAGGAAAACUGGGACCCGUCUCCAGUUGGAGGCGUUAUUUACGUUUAUGUAUUCGCGGACUCCAUUGGCUGCUAUUUUGUGAUUGAAUAUUGCGAAAUUUGCUCGCAAAUUUUGAAUCGGACAACGUAAAGUUCUGAAACUUUGGCAUCUCGAUCGUUCCAAACGCAAGCACUAGAGUUGGGUGGAGACAGCGUUUUGGAGAUAACUUUUUAUUUUUUUAGUAAUAAUUACAUUUUCUUUUCUCUCGAACACACGGUACUUUAGGUACAAUUCUAAAUGCUGGCCUUGCAGGAUAUUUCGCUCUCUAGAAAGAGCGAAGUUGAGGCAGCUUUAGAAAGCGGCGGCUUCAUGCACAUGAACACGGGACAUUGUAUGCCAUUUGAUCUUUUGCGUGGAGCGCAAAUGUGGCUAAAUUUUUUGUAUUCUGUGACAAUACGCAGACAGUGUAUAUUUUUGAGAAUAAAUGCUGUAAAUUGUGAACUCGCGUGGCAUAAUAAACAUCAAUUUUUUCCCCUUUACACUA
Ixodes scapularis (black-legged tick) is the source of this 4216-nucleotide messenger RNA. Its product is annotated as cholinephosphotransferase 1. Gene Ontology annotation, molecular function: ethanolaminephosphotransferase activity; diacylglycerol cholinephosphotransferase activity. The record is from RefSeq and is a predicted model, not a curated record. NCBI's taxonomy places the organism in Eukaryota, Metazoa, Arthropoda, Arachnida, Ixodida, Ixodidae. Gene Ontology annotation, cellular component: endoplasmic reticulum membrane; Golgi apparatus. Gene Ontology annotation, biological process: phosphatidylethanolamine biosynthetic process. The transcript is spliced from 10 exons. The coding region runs from base 553 to 1902 and encodes 449 amino acids.